AAUACACGGUGAGCUCUGACCUGGGACUCACUGGGAGAACUUCUCGUUUUUUUGAGGUUCCAACUUCCAGUCCGUGCCUCGAUGUCAGGAUACUACAUGUACCACUCGAUAGACCUUCAUCCAUCGUGGGAAAGGGCAGCCGACGUUCUUCGUGAACUCAAACGACUAGCCGAUGCGGGGAAAUUCUACGCCCACUUCCCCUUGAGCGUCCGUUUCGCCAAGCCAGAUGACAUCAUGCUCAGCCCAUCAUACAAAAGAAAUAUGUGUUUCAUCAAUCCCUUCUUUAACAUACGCUAUGGAAACAAAUCACGCAAUCUGUCAACAUGGACGCAUUUUGAAGAUGUCGUUCGCAAGGCAGGAGGGAUUCCACAUUGGGGAAAGAUUACUGCACCACUUGGUAGCUCCCAGUACAGGAAGCUCUUUCCUCUUUGGGAUAGGUUUUGUGAGAUUCGCAAGGAAAUUGAUCCUGAUGGCAUGUUCCUCAAUGAAUUCUUGGAGAAAUGUUUCGAGGAUUAGAUUCCAAUUACCAUACAUGGCUUGAAAAAAAUUGUUACAGUCGCAUCAACGAAACCGACUGCAAACAGGCCGAUGGUAUUUCAUCGGAAAUAACGCAAUAUUUUUUUUCCCGAUAUAGAGUCGAUUUCACCAGUGCGACUUAGUAAAUUUUGUCUACAAUCUAUUAUCUGGAUCUGAUGAAUUGCUCGGCCUACCUGAAUUUGGAUAAUUUGAAGUUGAUUUAUUAAUGGAUUAAUUAAUCAGAGAUUGCCAUCUAUUGGCACAGUGAGCCAAACAUCAAUAUAGCUUAAGAGGACAUUUUCUAAUCAAAGAUUCAUAUAUUUUGUUUGCUCCAUUCCUUAGUUUCGAGUACAAAUACGUGGUUUCUUAUUUUCAUAUUUUUUAUUCUGGAUCCUUCUGUGUAUCUUUAAAAUAUUCAACAAAGUGGGUUUAAUUUUUAAGAAUGUAUUGUCAUAUUCCUUAUUCAUUUUUACGAGCCGAGUUACAUGUAGAUUAAAACAAAUUAAUGAAAUGUGUAUGUUGAACUCAAAUCAAGAGCUCAUUUGAAAAGGGGUUAGAUCCAUUUUUCAUCAAAUUUGAUUUUUUUUCUUCAAAAUUUAUAGAAUUUUAGUAGCUGUAUAAGAUGAUACCAUAGAGAAGUUGAAAUUCCCAUUAAAAAGUGAACAAAAAUGGCAAAGAAAAAUCAUUUAUUUUUGCAAAAGGGGUUAGAUCCAUUUCAGUUUGUUUGCAAAAGGGGCUAGAUCCACAAAGUAUUUGUUUGAAGAAGAAAUAUUUAAACAAAAAAAAAGAUACAUGUAGGUAGAUUUCUUGUAUAACCAGUUUUAUGUUCACAUGGUAGGGUAGUAUGGUAAUUCAAUCUCGCAUAUUAAUGACAAUAUGGGAGAUUUAAAAAACCUUGAUUUACUCGGAUGGUCUAAAGUGGAUCUAAUAUAAACCCUUUUGCAAACAAACUCUGACUGUAGAGUUAAAAUUGACUCCUCAGAAAUAAGAAUGUUAAACGAUUCUAUCCUUAGCUGCACCUGAUGACUGAAUUCCAACAAGUGUAAGUCAGUUCAAAGGCAGAAAGAAACCGACUCUAAACAGAUAAGGCACACAUGAAUACCAUAAGUGACUUUUAUAGAUUUUAUUACUGCAAAUGUAUUCCACAAUGCAUACAAGAAAAUCUUGAAUCCAAAUACAACUAC
Molecule: messenger RNA, 1700 nt
Organism: Lytechinus pictus (painted urchin)
Lineage: Eukaryota; Metazoa; Echinodermata; Echinoidea; Temnopleuroida; Toxopneustidae
Product: L-gulonolactone oxidase-like
Exons: 4
Coding region: 82-516 (144 amino acids)
Cellular component (GO): membrane
Molecular function (GO): D-arabinono-1,4-lactone oxidase activity
Source: RefSeq, a predicted model, not a curated record